AUUGUCCAAGAUGGCGUCCUUAGCGACAGGUGCCCGUUGUAAAUAGUGACAGUUUACUUGACAAUUGAGUGCGAGAUGGGAGUAACCGGCUGGUGGCUUUGACAACGUCGUUUACAACACACAGUCAUAUGAUCAUGGCAAGUGAGCCGGCAAAACGAGAAACUGAGGCUGUUGUUCCCUCUAAUGAGUCCCGUCUGAUGCCAACGGCGCCUCCAGGACCAAAUCUUCCAACAAUGUUCGGGGAAAUCCUAGAAACUAGUGUGACAUUUUGUGUGGAUACGUCAGGUAGCAUGUACAACUGCCUCCAUGUUGUACAGGAACAGUUGAUUGAAACUCUCUAUAAACAUGCACGUCGCGACCGAGACACUCUGUUUAACAUCAUAGAAUUUAACACCGAGGUGACUCAGUGGGCGGACAAGAUGGUGAAAUGUACGCCUGAAACUGUCGCAGUGGCUGCAGAGUGGAUUAACAAACUAUCAGCAAAAACCGGAACAAAUACCCAAGAUGCUCUCCUAACUGCCUUCAGUGACCCAAAGUGUCGAGCGGUGUAUUUAGUAACAGACGGUCUGCCUGACCAGCAAACUGAGGACAUUCUAGACCAUGUUGCCUAUGUGAACGAGAAUCGACCUGUCCACUGCAUCUACAUUUGUGAGAACAAAGCUGACGAAGCCGCAACCGAAUUUCUCGAAGAUCUGUCCUUUGAAACUUAUGGGUCAUUCCACAUUGUUACCAUGACGACUCACGGAUGUGUUGAGCGCAUUACCCCCGUGUACCGAACAGACCAUGCCCACGAACGUCUCAUUAGAACUGUGGAGGAUCAUGUUCGCCCCAACGUGAGAACAUGCAGCGUGACAACAACGCUUAAUGCUGAUCCUGAAGAUGCCCUCAAUCUACCCAGGGUGUCUGCUCUCAACCAGUGGGCCUUCCCACCUUACUGGUACCCAUUUCUUGGACCGUUUCCACAACGGUACUACUACCCACAUUACUGGAGCCGGUACCGCCCGGCGAAGGCGUGGUUGAAGGCCCAGGACUCGCUGUUCGACCCCCUGGAUCUGUCCCCUGCCGCCGGCGCUUUGUUGAUCGGGAAGAGAGUGAUGGCGCGGAGAAUAGAUGAUGGAUACUUUUACAUGGGAACUGUUCAGAGUCAGAUUCUCCAGGACAAAUUCCUGGUAGGUUUCGGCCCCUGUAAGCAUGGCAAGUACAGGGACACAUCGUACCAGGACACCUACGUCUACGAUAUAGUGGACCUGAUAGAUGCCAAGCGGCACACCAUCCUCACAGGGGACAGGGUGCUGGCCCCCUGGGAACCUGAAGGGGAGCGGUACGGCCCCGGGAUCGUCAUCGACGGACAUGAGCGGAGAGAUGCUGACGGGCCUGAUGACAGCCAGAUGACAGUUACAUUCAGCAAUGGCAAGACAGAGAAAGUCCUGGAGGACCAGGCAGUCUGGAUCCCGGAACCAGUGUACGAGCGUCUGGCGCUGGAGCUGAAGAUGCCUCGAGAUGCCCGGGAGACCCUCCAGAAGGAAGAGAACUACCCCCAGGACUCACUCCCGGGAUACCCUGGGUCCGGACCUGUUGCCUACCCACCAGAAUUCCCCCCAGCAAACCCCCUCGUCGUGGACACAGAGCCGGUGUUUAUGGACCGAGGCCUGUACCGAUGCCCUCCUUACGUUCCCACAUAUCCGGUCGUGCAUCAGGCGAGGCGCCAGAAGGCCAAGGCAGCUGUGAAAAGUGAGGACAUGGAUGCUGUUAUUCCUGGAACGAACAUGACACGCAAGGAGCUGCAGGAUAAAGUCUCGUCUCAGCUCAACGAGCUGUCAGAUGAGAAGGAGGAGAAAGUGGAGUUGGAUGAGCGGGAGAUUGAGAAAGUGAACCGGAGGAAGAGGUUGCUGAAGAAGCGUGAGAAGCAGUUUGCAAACUCUUGCAGGAAGUCUGUUUCCUUUGACGAUUCUGUCCAAGAAGCCUAUUUCCGUAACAAUGAUGUCCGCUUGGAGGAUUUUGAUCUUGGUGAUGCCGACAGUGGGUACGCAACAUCGCCGGACUUGAGCGAGGAGAGGGAGAAGCUUGAGAGGAAGAGGCGAGAGUGUGAGCAGGAGAGACGUCUUCUAAUGAGGGAGAGAGAGGACCUGGAACGAGAAAGACUGCGAGAAAGGGACGUUGGUGUCAACAUCGACUCGAGUCUGCUGUUCAGGAAGACGCCACCAGUCGGCAGACGGCCUCCAUGGAGGUACUGGAAACGGGAUCCCAGUCCUGGAGGGAGGAAGGCCAAGUCUGCAAGCGGACCUUUCAGAGAGACAGCUCUGCAGGCUCCACUGGAAGCUCGGGAUCAGAGGAAUGCGGCCAUCAACUCAGUGGAGUGGAGAAGCCCAGUGUUCAAGUAUGUGGAUCCCCAGGCAAGGGGAGACUACUCAAACUCUGUGGAGCUGCUGUUGAAGAUGCCCAAACCUCCCAGCACUAAAGUUGGCAGUGUCCCCAUGGAUGGGGAGGGCGUGGCCAGUUCCCUAGGAUACAGGAUAAUGACUGAGCAUGACAUAACUGUAGCUAGGCGGGAAUUCAGACGCCAGCAGAUCAUUAAGCGACGAGGCGACUGGCAGACGCGUCUGGCGGAGGAGAACAGCAUGAAGCUGGCCAUGCAGGACCAGCACCAUCACCGCAUCCUGGAACAGCUGACCCGUGAGCGCGACCGCCAGCUGCAGGAACAAAAGAUGAUCGCAAAUCAGCGGGAAGCCAAGAAAAAGGUCAGCGUGGAGUUGAGACAGAGGAUCGAGAAGAACCAGCAGGUUGAGGCCACUAGGGAAGAACAGCGCAUCUCGGCACUGAGGAACAGGCGGGAACACCGGGAGGCUUUGCAGAAACAGCAUCAUAAGGAGGUCGAGGCCAUCUCGCUCAGGAGACAGCAAAUCAAAGUUCAGCGAUGCCAGGCCCGAGCUGAUGCAUACGCAGCUCAGCUAGAUGAGGAAGACUCCAUGUCGAGUUCCCAGAUGAAGCAGGCCCAGAGUGCUAAGGCAAAUCGAGUCAACCACUUCCGCCAUCUUGAGGAGGAGGCCCAGCGGAGCAAGGACCUGCGCAUGAUUGUCACCAACAUGCAUCAAUCCAUGCUGAAAUCACAGAUAUUCCCCUAGAAUGAUGAAAUCACAGAUAUUCCCCUAGAAUAAGGAAAUCACAGAUGUACCCUUAGAGGAGUGUUGUCACAUUUAUCCACCUAGAGCAAGAUGACAUUUUGUUGUUGAUAUUUAAACCCUACCUACUUUUCACCUUGCUGCAAACUGUCCCAACUUCAUGCACUUUCAAUUGGAAUGCUUGAGAAAAGGCCUUAUAUACUUG
Messenger RNA from Haliotis rufescens (red abalone), 3324 nucleotides. RefSeq lists its product as uncharacterized. NCBI's taxonomy places the organism in Eukaryota, Metazoa, Mollusca, Gastropoda, Lepetellida, Haliotidae. The record is from RefSeq and is a predicted model, not a curated record. The transcript is spliced from 7 exons. The coding region runs from base 129 to 3122 and encodes 997 amino acids.